This is a messenger RNA of Cladophialophora bantiana CBS 173.52, 849 nucleotides long. RefSeq lists its product as uncharacterized. The coding region runs from base 1 to 849 and encodes 282 amino acids. The transcript is spliced from 6 exons. The record is from RefSeq and is a predicted model, not a curated record. NCBI's taxonomy places the organism in Eukaryota, Fungi, Ascomycota, Eurotiomycetes, Chaetothyriales, Herpotrichiellaceae.
AUGGCCAAGAGGAUCCUCGUCACCGGCGCCACGGGGAACCAGGGCGGCUCCGUGGCCAAGCUCCUCCUGCAAUACCCCGACAAGUACAAGGUCCGUGUGCUCACGAGGAAUCCCGAAUCCGAUGCCGCGAAACGGCUGGCCCAGCAGGGCGCCGAGGUUGUGAAGGGGGAUCUGACGGAUGCGUCGACGCUGGACGCAGCGUUCAGCGACUGUUGGGGCGCGUUCGUCGUCACGAACUUUUACGAUGCGACAAUCAAAGACGACCCUGCGAGCGAAGAACAGCAGGGCCGCAACGCCACGCUGGCGGCGCAGAGAGCCGGCGGCAAGCACCGCGUCGACCGCUUCAUCCGCGACGAGAUCAACUUCGACGCCGCCGUCUUCGUCUACACGGGCAAUUUCUACGAGAACAUGGUCCUACGAGGCCACGUCGUGAAGACGGACGACGGGAAGGGCAUCGAGUUUCGCCAGCCCAUCAUCCAGCAGGAUACGACGCUCCAUAUGGUGUGGGUCGAAAAGGACCUGUCCGGCAUUACGAAGGCGAUAUUUGACAACUGGGACGAGCGGAAGGAGCAGCUGAGAUACCAGCAUCUUUAUGCCAUGGACGCCGUUCAUACCCCUCGCGAGAUCUGCGAGGUUAUACAGCGCGUUACCGGUCUGCCAACGAAAUACGUGGUUCUCCCUACGACGGGCAAUGCACAGCGGGAUAUCAUGUUCACACUCUAUAACAAGACCGGCACCUAUCCUGGGGUGGUGCUGCCUGACCAAAAAGUACUGGAUCUGGGAGUACAAUUGCACGGACUGGAGCAAUUUGUGAACGAGAGGCUGGUACCGCAUUUGGGGCUGGGAUAA